Molecule: messenger RNA, 3242 nt
Organism: Siniperca chuatsi (mandarin fish)
Lineage: Eukaryota; Metazoa; Chordata; Actinopteri; Centrarchiformes; Sinipercidae
Product: tetraspanin-19
Exons: 8
Coding region: 87-1064 (325 amino acids)
Cellular component (GO): membrane
Source: RefSeq, a predicted model, not a curated record
ACAAUGAGGAAGUGGACUCUGAUCUCAGGUGUUGCUGCUGGACAGAAUAACACCUGAGCGGCAGCUUGUUGCCGCUGAGUGACGAGAUGAAGCUGGAGCUGAAGAUUCAGCUGCUCAAGUUCUGCUCUGCAGUUUUUAACUCCAUCUUCCUGGCUCUGGGUCUGAGCGUAGCCGGCUGCGCAGUCUGGAUCCUGUUUGACGGAGGAAACGUCCUGACCGUCGUCUCCUCCGAGGACUUGCGGACGGUGGGGGCGGGGCUGCUGCUGAUUGGUGGAGUGGUGGCAGUGGUCAGUGUUGUUGGAUGUGUCGGAGCUGAAGGCCACUACAGAUUCCUGCUGCUGAUGUACCUGGGCCUCCUCAUCGUCCUGGUCCUGGGUCAGCUGUUCGUCACGCUGCUGCUGCUCAUAACCAGAAACAAGAUUGAACGGAGUCUGGACGACACAGUGGACCGGAUCAUCCUUCACUAUGGAGAAAACAGCCAGGACAGACUGAUGGACAACGUGCAGCACUACGGGGCGUGCUGUGGCAGGACGGGCCCUGCCGAUUGGCUGAACAACUCUUAUGUCCAGAAUCUGAACCUGACCAAACCAGACGUACUUCCUUGUUCCUGUUUCGGCUCGUAUCGUCCCAGCUUUGGCUCGCCCUGGUGCUCCGAGCUGCUGAACUUCACCGCGCCGCUGUUCGGACGAGGAAACGCCUCGUAUGAUCAGGGCUGCAAAAAGCAGCUCAGCGAUUGGCUGCGGGAGAACGCUCUGACCAUCGUCGGCAUGGACGUCAGUCUCAUGUUGAUCCAGGUGGUUCAGUUUGUCGUAACGGUUCACCUGUACCGCGCGUUUGGCAGAAAAGCUGCUUUGAGAAGAACCGAUCCUCUGGCCGACCCUGACCACGCCCACCUGGACCACGCCCCUGAAGAGCACCUGGACUACGGAGAACAGAACUACGGCUACAUCGAUCCUGACGAUGGUUACAUAGACCCCGCCCACCCAGCACAUUACCAUGACUACCCAAAUGGAGUAGACCCCACCCACUUGGCUUAUCACCAUGACAACCAGAACCACAAUUAGUCUACCUGGAGCCAGCCCAGGGUUAUCAAUACACUUCAAAUCAAACUGAAUUCUAAGAGUUUGACAUUUCUGAAUGACAGCUGUUCAUAUUUUAAAUCUGUAUUCAGUGUUUCCCCAUGAACUCUGGAACAAACACUAACGGAAACUGAAAGUCUCAAACGAAACCCCAGAUUAUCCGAACCACCACCUGAUCAAAACAGAGAAACAUUGUCCUUUUUCCUUCAGUUAAACUUUAUAUAUAUCUUCUACAAUGUAAAGUAGAAGAUCUGUUAUUAACUGUACAGUAAAAGUGAUACAUCCCAUUAUUUUAUUAUGUUCAUAUUCAUCGGUACAAAACUGUUUACGCUGAUCUGUUGGUUGUUUGCUAGUAAGCUAACGUUAGCCAGUGAGCUACCAUAAACAUGCGGUAGCUUACUAACGUUAGCUAACAUACUGCGCGUUAGCCCGUGAACAGGGGAGGUCUGGGAUGUGGGGAGUGAUUGAAAUGUAGUUUAAUAUAGAAUAAUAAUAAACACAGAAUCGGUACAUUAAUGAGCCGGUAAGUUCGAGCAUUCGAUCGCGUUUUAAUGCGACAGCAGUUUGCUUCUUCCUGUUCGUUCUCCCAGAUUUAAUGUGAAGUUAGAAACCAGAACAGUUGGAGGUUUGUGUGCGUUUGUUUUAGGCUAAAACUUGUUUUAAUUGUUCAUUUUUUACUGCGAUUUCACCUGUAACAUCUUUGAGUUCAAUAAACAAACCAGAUUUAACAUGACGGUGGGAACAUCUGGGCUGCGGUUUUCAGAUCUGAGAGGUUUUGGUGAAUCAAACGGUGGUUUGUUGGAGGUUGUUUUAUAAUUCUUAAAAUCUUUUUAUUUUAUUUUUUUCGAACCAGUGAGUCAUCAGACAGGCGGUCAUUAAGGUAAUUGAUACCAAGUAAAAAAUGAUAAACGUCCUCAAGCAGGUCAUUUUCAUUUCAGCUUUCAGGGAACCGUCUUUAGAGGCACGUGAGUUGUAGAUCAUGUUAGGCAGAUAAAGCUUCUCUACUCGUUCCUUUGAAGUGUACUAAUUCUGUAUGUUGCACUUCAGUUAUAUUGUAGUUUUGAUUCUGUACUUUACAAUGUUUUCACCUGUAGUUUGAAAAGAAAAAAGGAGUCUUUUUCAGUCUGAGUGAUGUCACAUCCUGUCGCUGUGUGUCUGAAGGCGGUGAAACUACAGUGACCAGAUCUGUCUGAACUCACUCUGUAAGACGACAAAGUCUUCUAAUCUUUGUGUUGUAAAAACAGGAAGUUAGUUACUGUAGUUUGGCUGCUGCUGUGGCCGCUCACCAGGCAGAGCGCACAUGAUUUACACGAGUCACAAGGUUGCGGUGGGAGAAUAAAUGUGACUUUACCUUUAUUGAAUAUAUAAAGAAACACAGGCAACAGAUACACACACAGCUGCACCAUAUCAGGAAUCUAAAAAAUGAACAAAUUAAUAAUAAUAUAGGCCUAAAAAAAAGAUUCAGUGAACUCAGCAUGUGGUUAUUUUGUAACAGCUAACAGACAGGAAGCUGUGAAAUCACUACAGGUGUCAACUCAACACGUCUCUCUCUUAAUAACACAUUUACAGUGAGCAACUCACUGCGUUUACCUGCGUCACGACUGGUUAGCUGGGCAACAGGGAAAGGACCCAAACGCAGACAGUACAGGCAGAGCUGGAGCAGAUCAAAGUUUAUCCAUGAGGCAGACGGGGGGGGCAGGGGCAGGGGCAGGUGGCGGGUUCCAGGGAACAGGUGACACACGGGUACCAGAAACAACCCAGACACACACCGCAAAAACCAACACUGUAAAUGAGACAAACUAGACAAAGAACAAAGGGAGUGAACCAUUAUAUGUGGUGAGUGGCUGAUGAGGGAAUGAGUUGCAGGUGAGGAGUGGGCGGGGCAUGCCAGAUAACUGCAGGGCUGAUGGGAGAAGUGGGAAAAGGUGUGUAGAUGGGUGGGGCAGUCAGGUGAUGGGGAAAUGACUGUGUUUGAAGAGGUGGGAAUGUGGCUGAAGAGAGCGACUGAGGAGCAAACUGACAACCUGAGGAUUGUAGUGAAAUAUCAGCUGUAACAGUCUCACCUGCACGGCUACCUGCUGCUCUGUCUGGGUGUCUCUUUAUACCUUUUCUGAUAUUCUUUUCUAUUCCUAAGUUCUCAUUAAUAAAAUAGUGGAUCUCAAA